This is a messenger RNA of Closterium sp. NIES-67, 3489 nucleotides long. NCBI's taxonomy places the organism in Eukaryota, Viridiplantae, Streptophyta, Zygnematophyceae, Desmidiales, Closteriaceae. The record is from the annotation of a GenBank genome assembly.
GUUGGUUCUCCUGUCACCAUUCCCUCCUGUACUUCGUGUAGCCCGUCAAUGCUGCCUGGUCGACUCGCCAUUACUGUACUGCACCUAGAAUCAUGAAACCUCGUCCUUCGUGAACGUCCUAUACUAUACUAUCUAUGGUUGACCCAACGGCCAACGUUCUGUGUGCAUAAGUUCUACCUCAAGCUUGACUCCAUGGCGAACCCUAGUUUUUGUGCCCGUUGGCUGGGCAAAGUAAAGCAUCGCGAACCCUAGUUUGUGUCCCGGCAUUGCGCUAGCCUCGUCCUAGUCGCUUCUUAGUCGCGUCUUAGUUUGUCUCCAUAAGAUUUCACCCGAUCGUGAGGUAAAACGAGCAUCGUGGAUUCGUCGCAGCCGCACACCUCUCCUCCACGGGCCGUCCCUUGCGCAAGGGCGCGCUGAUGCCGCGGUACGGAAAUCAGCAGACGGGGGAGGCCGCCAGCGGCGCAAACGAAAUGGCGGCGGCGGGAGCGGCAACCCCGCAACCAGCACCAGAACCCGUUGACAUGCAAGAGCUGCGGAUGAUGAAGGAGCGCUUCGCGAAGCUGCUACUGGGCGAGGACAUGUCGGGCGGCUCCAAGGGCGUGUGCCCCGCGCUCGCCAUGUCCAACGCCAUCACCAACCUCUCAGUGUCGCUGUUUGGCGAGGGCAUGCGGCUGCGGCCGCUGUCGGCGGACUGCAAGCGGCGGUGGCGCAUGGAGAUGGGGAUCAUGCUGUCCGUGUGCCAGCACAUCGUCGAGCUCGUGCCGCAGUCCCAAACCAUGCCCGACGGCUCCUCGCAGGAGGUGAUGGUGACGAAGCAGCGCGACGACCUGCGGCAGCAGCUGCCCGCCCUGCGGAAACUAGACGACAUGCUGCUGGAGAUGUUGGACGAGUGCAACAGCCAGGAGUACUGGUACACGCAGGAGCGCCCCGACCCCGUCGCCAACGGCGCAGUGGACGCGCACAGGUCCUCUGGCUCCUCCUCGCGCCGCAACCCGCGGCACCGCGACGGGUGCGCGUGCGCAGACUGCAUGGCGGACGCGGACGACGACGACGGGUACGGGGGAGGAGGGGGGUCGAAAAAGGGGUCGAAAGGCCGGGGGGGAGGGGGAGGAGGAGGUGGAGGCGGAGGGGGGGUGAUGCGGGAGUCGAAGACGGGCAAGUGGUGGCGGCCGGUGCCGCGUGUGCCGGUGUGUGGGCUGAGCGAGGCGCUGAGGAAGCACCUGGAGCACCAGAUGGAGAAGGCCGCGCAGAUCGUCAAGCUCGCCAUGGCUAUUAACACACAGGCGCUUGAGGACAUGGCCGUGCCCGCUGCUUACACGGACAACCUGCCCAAGUCGGGGCGGGCGGCGCUGGGCGACCAGAUCUACUCGGUGAUAAUGAGCAGCAGCUUCAGCGUGGACCGCGUGCUCGACACCGUCGACCUCACCAACGAGCACGCCGCGCUCAAGCUCGCCUGCCGCCUCGAAGCCGCCGUCUACCACUGGCGCAAAAUGGCCCCGCCCCCGCCCACCAGAUCCCCCCAGCUGACGCACUCGACGAGUGGGCACUAUUCGAGCUCGGGCCCGUUGGGGCGGGACGUGUCCAAGUUUGAGGAGAACGCGAGCCGUGCGGAGGCGUGUCUGCGCAGCAUCAAGGACCGCUGCCCCUCGCUGCCGCAGACCACGCUCGACACCUCCAAGAUCCUCUACAACACGGACGUGGGCAAGGCGGUGCUGGAGAGCUACUCGCGUGUGCUGGAGGGCGUGGCGUCCAGCGUGCGCACGCGCAUCCUGGACGUGCUGCACGCCGACUACCUCGCACACCACCCCGACGAGAACCCGCACGACCAGCCGCUCCCUGCGCGUGUGGACGAGCACCCGCCGCAGCAAAUGAGGGAGCGCCACCUGGACUUCAGCCUGCACAUCCCGGACAGCGCGUUUGACGCGGCGUCGGAUUAUGAUGAAACAGGGUCGGUGUAUUCUGACUGGAGCACGCCCUCGCUUACGCCUGUGGGGCCGGCCCCUGGGCAUGUGCAUGGGCAUGGGCACGGGCAUGUGGGGGGGGGGUAUGGUGCGGGUGGGCAUGGCGGGGGCGGGGGGAACGGGUCCGGCAUGCGGACGUUUGAGAUCCGGCAGCAGAGCCUGCCGGUGAGGCUUGGGAGUAACGACCUGAGGAUGCAGGUAGAGGCGCAACGGGCCAUCGAUGCUGCAGGGGGGGGAGGGCCGGGAGGGGGGAUGCGGCCACACAGCCCCAUGCACACGCAAGGGGUGGGCGCAGGGAGAAGCCCAGGGGAAUCGGGCAUGGGGAGUGGGGGAGUGGGCAUGGCGACGCCUCCCCUGAUGCGGUCUGUGACAUCGCCCACGCACCGCGCGUCGACCUCCCUCGAUCCCUCCGCGUCUGGGGGAGGAGGGGGAGCGAACACAGGUCGGGGCAUGCAGGGGCACUACAGCUUCGGCAACCGCCCGUCUCCCCCUGGAGCGCAUCUGUCACCGUCAUCAGGCCCCUAUCCGUACUCCCCCCCUGACCACCGCCUUGCAUCAGGCCAAGGGCAGGGGCAGGGGCAGGCACAGGGGCAAGGGCAAGCGCAGGGGCAGGGGUACCAUGGAGGGGGGCCAGGUGCUGUUCCUUACAACCAAGCAGCAGCAGCGGCGGCAGCGGCAGCGGCAGCGGCGCGCAAUUUGAAUCGUUCGAAUUCCUGGAAGGGCUUUUUGCCAUCGCGCAGGGGGUCCAGCCACCAUGCGGCCGCUGCUGUUGCUGCAGCUGCCGCCGCUGCUGCUGCGGCAGCAGGGGGCGAUGGUGGUGAGGGUGGCACGGGGAUGGGAGGGGGGUCGCCAGGAGGAGGAGGCAGUCCACAAAUGCACCAUGAAGGGAGAGGAGGCGGAGGGGGAGGGGGGUCACCGAACACAGGGUACGGCAUGGCUUACAGCAUGGGAGGAGGUGGGGGGGAUGUGGUGGGCAGCAUGGCUGGUUCUCGCAGCGGUCCCUUGCCGCCUCAUGCUCCCAAGGGCCUGGGGCGCAAGCAGAACAGUGGCGACUGGAGCAUGUCGUGAAGUGAGGUGGCGUCUGUAGGUGGAUUAGCAGAGCGGAGUGGUGUGCAGAUGUGAGGCGUGGUUAAGUGCUUCAGUAUUUGCUGGUGAUAGGUAUCUUCAAUUUUGGGGCUCGCACUGUACCAGGUGUAAGGAUGCGGGUGGGUUCGCUUGGUCUGCUGUACGGCCCGGAUAAGGUUGAUGGGGACUGGAGGCGAUGAGUGCCAUGGUACUGGUGGCAGUUGUCUAUUCUCCAUUGGCAGCAGUGCAUUUCUACCACCGUGGUGUUCGUGCCAACCAUGGCGACAAUCAGUUGAAAUACCGUACAAUGGCGACAAUCCUGCAGGUGAUCUUAUGGAACUUGACAUGUAUUUAUGAAUGAGCUUGAGGAGGUUCUUAUGGAAGUAAAAUUUACAGGUAGUAUUGACUGAUUAUUGUACUCAGUUCCAUUCGCGAAUGAUCCAGCGUACGAACACUCUCGAGG